AUAAAAGAAAUACAAGUUUUGUUUACAUUUUAAUUUUAUAUUGAAAUAAUGCCUAAAGUAGUCUCGCGCAGCAUUGUAUGCUCUGAUACAAAGGAUCAGGAGGAAUAUAAUGAGGAGAAGCCGUUGAAUAUAUAUUACUGUCUAUGCACCAAAAUGUCACUGAUUUUAGACUGCACUUUAGAUCAGCUUCCGUUGCGCGAGGUGGACGGUGCCCGAGUCAUAGAUGCUAAUGAUCAUGCCAACAAGAUGACAUUCAAUCCAGCACCAAAAAUGCUUUAUAUACGGCGCAAAGGAAAGGGCAUAGAGAAGCAGUAUAGGUAUUCGUGCCGAAAUUGCGGCCUGCCCAUAUACUACCGACACGGCAUCGACUCUCAUGUGACAUUUGUUAUGAAUAAUGCACUGGUGAGCAGCAAGGGCGAGAAACCACUGUCACAUUUGCUGGCAAUAGAUACCAAAGUCGCAUGCCCGCCGACCAGUACAGCUGUUCCAAGUGGAGAAGAUUCAGGCAUUGUGGAUUCCAGUGGGAAAAAGGUUAUGGUAACGCGACAUACAAAAAAUAUGGGUAAAUUCAGCUCUGUCACGGUAUCUACCAUUGAUGAAGAAGAGGAUGAAAUCGAGGCGCGUGAAAUUGCGGAUAGCUAUGCUAACAAUGCACGCAUUAUCGAAAAACAGCUUCAACGCAAAGGUGGCAAAGUGGCCGAUCCUGGUGUAAAAUCUCAAGCCGACGAUAUGCAUCCACCACAAAAGAAACAGCGGGGUACAUUAUUGGAAAGAUAAUGCUGACCAAGUACAACAUCCCAUGCAUUUCAUUUUAUAAGCUGAUUAGUUUACAUUACAGCUUAGCUUAUAAAUAAAAGUUAC
This is a messenger RNA of Drosophila busckii, 861 nucleotides long. Its product is annotated as UPF0428 protein CG16865. The transcript has 4 exons. NCBI's taxonomy places the organism in Eukaryota, Metazoa, Arthropoda, Insecta, Diptera, Drosophilidae. The coding region runs from base 49 to 777 and encodes 242 amino acids. The record is from RefSeq and is a predicted model, not a curated record.